GCAGUGGCAAUCGCUGUAGCACUUGGGCCAUGGCAGAGGAUGGGCCGCAGAAGCAGCAGCUGGAGAUGCCGCUGGUUCUGGACCAGGACCUGACCCAGCAGAUGCGGCUCCGAGUAGAGAGCCUGAAGCAGCGUGGGGAGAAGAAGCAGGAUGGUGAGAAGCUGAUCCGGCCGGCUGAGUCCGUCUACCGCCUCGAUUUCAUCCAGCAGCAGAAGCUGCAGUUCGAUCACUGGAACGUGGUUCUGGACAAGCCCGGCAAGGUCACCAUCACGGGCACCUCGCAGAACUGGACGCCCGACCUCACCAACCUCAUGACACGCCAGCUGCUGGACCCCGCCGCCAUCUUCUGGCGCAAGGAAGACUCCGACGCCAUGGAUUGGAAUGAGGCAGACGCCCUGGAGUUUGGGGAGCGCCUUUCUGAUCUGGCCAAGAUCCGCAAGGUCAUGUAUUUCCUCAUCACCUUUGGCGAGGGCGUGGAGCCUGCCAACCUAAAGGCCUCUGUGGUGUUUAACCAGCUCUGAUGACAGCCCUGGCUGCCCUACCCCUGGCCCCACCUCUCCCUUGCCUGGAUCUCCUUCCUCAUGUGUAUUUUGGGGACAUUCUUCUAGCUGCUCCUCCUGUGCUCAUCUUGGCCAGAGUUCCCCCGAGUGCUACAUCCCCUCCUUUUCCCUGGUGCCAGUGCUGCGGCUCACAGUGAUGUCCCAUGGCUCCGUAGUCUAGAAGCCGGAUGCUGCUACUAUAGACUGUAGAGGCCUUUUGGGUCCACGUGGGAAGAUGGAUGGGCCCCCUGUGGUGAAGAGCGGGACUGAGAGAUAAAGAGACUGACCAAGAGAUGCAAACGGCCAGCACUGAUUCCUCCCUUCAGGGAUGGGAGACUGAGACUGGACAGGAACACCUUCCGGGGAACCUGGCAAGAAGGCGUUUGCCCUGCUGGCCAAAGCUGGAGCCAGGAGGCGAAUGCCCAGCCUCUGGCAGCAGGAAGGUUCUCCUCCCAGUGUCGGCAGCAGCCCGCUGUGACCUUAGGGCCUUCAAGACACUGGGCAGGAUGACAGCGGGGCUUGAUCUGACUGCUUUUCCAGGUCUGGGCCUGGUUUUUAUGGAGAAGUGAGAGAGCGUGUAGAAACUGAAACAACUCUAGCCACCCACGCUCAUAUGGGUAUUGAGAGAUGGCAUAACUAUUUGUAUGGAUGUGGGCCUGAGGGCUAGUCCUGGUGAGGAGUAAGGCUAACUUUAGUUUAAUUAUUGAGCUGGUACUGGCUUGUGGACUUGGUGGAGGUGAUCCUGACUGAGGCGUCCUUGGUGCAGUGCUUUUUGAACUGGGAGACUGAGACUCGAAUGGUGUAGCAGAGUUAGAGGGGUCCAGGGCUCUGAGCUAGCAACAGUGAUGUCCCUGUUAGGAAGGCUGGCAUUUGCUGCUCGCUGGUGUUGUGCCCUGCUGUCACCCCCCUGGGCAUAUCCUGGCUGUUCUCCUGGAGUGCAGACCCCUAAGUAAGGCUUGGGUGGGGGCAGUUAGGAUGCCUGACGUCUGAAGUGGGCUGGAGCUAUCUGACUGUGAUGCCUAAACUGACAGGAAAACGGUGGCACAGUUAGCAGGUUCAGCUCUACCCCAAGUCUCAUUGUCCCUCGCCUUGCACAUCCUGAAAGCCUUCCAUUGCCUGUUACCUAGCAUCAGCCAGAGGUACCUCAGCAGUGUCCCCUGACUGUCUCAAGGCUGCCUCCCUCGGGCAUACUGAAGGUAGGAUCUGUCCCAGCUGGUGAGCUGCCAGGACUGCAAACCCCAGCUCAGGUGCAGGAUUCUGGAGGCAGGAGAUAGGCUGUGGUACCGGUGUCUCUUGAGCCGGUGCCUCUGCUCCAUAACAUGCUUGCCGAAGCACUGGCCGGUGCUUCUGGACUCUGCUGACUCUAGGGAGCCACACCCAGACAGUGCCUCUGCCUUUCUGCUUCUCUUCCUGACCUCUCCCUACAGCUUUAGAGACCCCUUUGGUUCACACUGCCUGUGCCCCAACUCUGCCUCACUCGGAUCCGUCUGCCCUGUGGGGACAUGAGUGUCUCUGUUGUGCCUGUUUCACAAUAAAGACUGUGUGCCCUC
This is a messenger RNA of Mus musculus (house mouse), 2089 nucleotides long. It is a transcript of the gene Omp, whose product is annotated as olfactory marker protein. The coding region runs from base 30 to 521 and encodes 163 amino acids. The transcript has a single exon. The record is from RefSeq and is marked provisional. Lineage: Eukaryota; Metazoa; Chordata; Mammalia; Rodentia; Muridae. Gene Ontology annotation, cellular component: cytoplasm. Gene Ontology annotation, biological process: signal transduction; sensory perception of smell.